Molecule: messenger RNA, 2591 nt
Organism: Rubroshorea leprosula
Lineage: Eukaryota; Viridiplantae; Streptophyta; Magnoliopsida; Malvales; Dipterocarpaceae
Source: the annotation of a GenBank genome assembly
AAAGGAAGCUUGUAUUACAUUAUAUCUGUUCCUUCGACCAGUUUACAGGAUGGGCCGCAAGUCAGGUUGGUUGCAUACAGCCUUAUACUUAAAGCAGUGUGCUUCCCACCUCCGAGUGGCAUAUGGUGGAACUUUUUGAUCGAUCCACCUCCUGUCCUGUAUCUGUGUCCCUCACACGGUGUGGUUAUCCCCGGAUUAUACCCUCUUACGCCCGUAAGAUAAUCUAUUCGGGCGGUGAGAGAGCUGAUCGACAGGUUCAGCUCCUUCUUACCUUCUUUUCCCUUUUCACUAUAGUGGAAAAGGCUAAGCGGAUAAAUAAGGAGACGUUCAAGUCGAUUAGAGAUCCGGUGGAGAAUAUCGAUCAGGUAAUUGAUUUUAUGUCACGGUUAAAACCGUCCAUAAGACCAUUACUUCUUCGGUAUGUCCCUGAGAUCCGCUCUUACCCUCUUGAACAGGGGUUUCGGUGGAUCCCUUCCUGGAAGGCUCUCCCGACUUAUCGGGCUAUUGACAGAUUGGUGCAGAUAUUUCCUGAGUUAGCUAAGUAUCGGAGAAUUCGUUCUCCUUUCCUUAUGCAGACUCUUGAAUUAGCUGCAUUUCGUUUCCUCAUUGAGUUUGUAAACUCUCGAGGUGAACAGUUCUGUCAAGGAGUGUUAUUUCCGACUCGAGUGCGUUUUGCAUUCGACAGGAAUAACAAGAUCUUCUCUGGGACUGACCUUGAUGAAUUUGAGAUGAAGGUUGGUCCCUACCUUCCUCCCUGGCACCCUGCAAUGGGGCCAGUGUGGACAGGCAGGUUGGCCAAUGUUGUGGAAGGAGGGGGCAAAAGGAGAGUAUUUGCUAUUGGUAAUUGGUGCAAUCAGAGAUUGUUGCAACCAGUCCAUGUUUGGUUAUCCAAGAUCUUAAAGUCUUUGGAAACCGAUGGGACUUUUAACCAAACAGCUCCUUUGUACCGGCUGAAGGGCUCCACCAAUACCUAUUGUUACGACUUAUCAGCGGCCACUGAUCGGUGGCCUUUGCUGGUUAUGUUCGAAACAAUGGAAGUACUGUUGGAUCGCUCUUUUGCAUCUGCUGCUGUGAACUCAUGUUUGGCUACAAACCUGUUUUAUAUAGGUAUUGUGCCUGAUGCCUCCCCAAAUGAGGAGAGGUCAUGGAUUUCAUUUGUAGCAGGUCAGCCUCUGGGUUAUUACUCCUCUUGGCCCUUAUUCGCCCUCACCCAUCACUUAGUGGUGUGGUGGUGUGCGGAGCAGGUAUAUCCUGGUCAGCGUUUUACUUCUUAUGCCCUCCUUGGUGAUGACAUAGUCAUUGCUAAUGAGGAUGUAGCACGUAAAUAUGCCGAGGUCCUCUCAGACCAGCAGGUUAAGAUAUCAAAGCAUAAAUCUUUGAUUUCUAAAUCUGGAGCCGUUGAGUUUGCUAAGAGAAUUAUGGUUAGAAAUGUCUCAGUUGACAUUUCACCUGCCACAACAAAAUCUGUGUUAGGUGCUCAUGUCAUUCUAGGACGCUUCUCUCUCAUACACCGCUGGCCGAAGAUUCGUUUCUCGACGUUUCGACGACUCGGUGGUGCAGGCUAUAAAACUUGUUCUCGUCUUCCUCCCAAUCUCCAUUCAGAGAGAGAGAAAUACGAAUGGUUAUUAUGGGAUCGGCUCCGGCAGCCAUCAUUUGAGUUUUCCUUGGGUGGUGGCGCACCUCUCUCCCCCUCUCAAUUCUGGUUUUCUGCUAGGUUCAUUGUAGACUCCCUAAAACCAAAAGGUUUACGGGGUCCUCCUUCUGACUUGUUUGUGUCAGAGGAGCAAUGUACUUUUCAGGAAUACACGAGUUUGAGGGGCUUUGUGAGAGAGUGGUUGGCGUACCAGCAGUGGUGGUUUUGGUAUUAUCGGUUGGUUAAUAACCAUCUGGAUUACCGCAACCCCGAAGUAAAAUGUAAGAUUAACAGGUUGUCCCUUCAGGAUAUCCUCGCUGCUCCAAUUUGUCAGUUUAGUUGGAAAGUGAAACGGUUGGACAAUCAAGUCCUCCUAUCACGAUUCAAUUUGCUGCACAAGCUGAAGCAGAUUUUGGAUACCCUUCCGGUAGUACGAGAGCUACCGGUUGGUCGGGUUCCCCCUCCACCCUUUGUGGUGGUUGAAGGAAUCUCUUACCUGACAGGACCAUUAUGUGAUAACAUGUUUCUUGUGACUUGUGAGGGUCUGAUUAACCCUCACAGGGGCUACUCAAAUUGGGUGUAGUUCGGGAUCAACCUGAGCACCUCCAGUCUUGGGUAGUCAUCUAUUCAGACUAGAGUAGAGGGAAAAGACCUACUCUUUACUUUAGCACCCCGAAGAGUUCCAUUUCAUCGUAAUUUUUUAUCAUACUAAUUUCUACUCUACCUUCCCCGAGUUCACAACUCCAUUUAAUUUAAAGCAUUCCGGGGGAUUCCUGCUGAGAAAGAAUAUUGUUGCAAAUCAUAUAAAGACCGUUCUUAUUUGAUAUAGCUAUUUGCGCAAGUAUUUUACGAUUAAGAAGCCAUUUUUUUUUGUACAGAUUGUGUAUCAGAUUGUUAUAACUAUAGGAUACUCCCAUGUCGCGAAUUACUGCAUUUACUCGGGUGAUCCAUAAACGAC